Molecule: messenger RNA, 3621 nt
Organism: Toxotes jaculatrix (banded archerfish)
Lineage: Eukaryota; Metazoa; Chordata; Actinopteri; Toxotidae
Gene: srcin1b
Exons: 19
Biological process (GO): regulation of dendritic spine morphogenesis
Cellular component (GO): cytoplasm; postsynaptic density; actin cytoskeleton
Source: RefSeq, a predicted model, not a curated record
CCCGACAACACCAACGGGGGGUUCACGUCGUCCUCGCUGGACCGCCGCCACAACUCUGUGGCCGCCAAGAGCCUGGAGGCCCUGAACAGCAUACACAAGGCGGACAUCGAGCGGCAGCGAGACGCCCUCAUGGAUCUCCAGAAGAACAAGUUCUCCAACAGCCCCGGCAGCCUGUCGCAGGGCUCUGCAGCUGCUGGACGACAGCAACAACCAAACUACUGGAGCUUCAAGACUCGCACACCACGUGUGACACGACUCAGCCCGACACAGCCGGCUCUUGCUGACCAGGCCAGCAGGGUAUCCUUUGCGUCAGCUGAAAAUCUGGAAACCAUGUCAGAGCCUGAUAUCCCCAUCGGCUUUAACCGGAUGAACCGGCUUCGCCAGAGCCUGCCGCUGGCCCGCUCGUCCAGCCAGGCCAAGCUGCGGGCACCAGGGAUCUUGUUCCUCCAGCUCGGGGAGGAGACUCGCAGGGUCCAUCUGACCCACGAGCUGACCAGCCUGGACACUCUGAGGGCCCUCAUUGUGCACAUGUUCCCGCAGAGGCUCACCAUGGCCAUGCUCAGGUCUCCCAGCACCGCUCUGCUGAUCAAAGAUGAGACCCGUAACGUCUUCUAUGAGCUGGAGGACCCACGGGACGUUCAGGACCGCUGCGUAAUUAAGAUUUACUGCAAAGAGCCCAUUUAUGGCACCUACCCCGGACACCACAGCCCACACCUGGCGAACGGAGACCUGCGGAGGGAGAUGGUGUAUGCACCUCAGGACUCUCCACCCAACCGCCGCCUCAGCAACCCGCCCAUGUCCUCCCAGCAUUCAUCCUCCUCUGCCUCACCUCCUCAAGGCUCACCGUCACGCGCCCGCCUCCUGUACAGCGGAGGCAGGCCUUCUUCUUACGCUGGGCCGCCCCACCACACCCACUCCCUGCCACACCCGCACACCCAGUCCCACCACUCCUCUCCCCACCAGCAACCACAGCUCCACCAGCCCCACCACACCCAGCCGGCCUUCUGUGCCUCCUCCAGUGCCAUCCUGGAGCGCAGGGAUGUGAAGCCCGAUGAUGAAGUGGGGGGGUCCAGGAGCAUGGUGCUGCUGCGGGGAGACGAUCGUGGUGGAGGGGGGAUUUACGCGGACCCCUACUCUCUGGGCCCAGACACAACUCGGCUGAGUCUUGCAGGAGGUCCUCACUCUCCUCUACCAGCCAGAGCCGACCCCUACGGCUCCUUAUACCGGCGUGGAGGGGGAGGGGGAGGAGGUGGCGGAGCUGGAUCAGUGCGUUCACUCACCUCCUACUCAGCAGCUGCUUUACAAGGAGAGCUGAUGGAAAGUGGCGCUCUCUACAGGCCAGGAGGGCCACUUUACAACGACGCCUACGCUGCCUCUGUGUUGGCCAUGGGGCUGCGGGUGCCACCACCCUCCUCCCCACAGAAAAUACCCGACAUGAGGGAUGCCUAUGCGGGCACCAUGCCAGGUCGUGGCUCCCCUGGGAGGCAGACUUUGCGACGGGACUCUGUGACCUCUUCUGUGUUCGGGGACAGCCCCAAAUCCCGGGGCCAGGCCCCUGGGUUAGGUCUCACUGCAGAGCAGCUCUGCUUGAUGGCCGGUCCUGGAGGGGAGGGAGGGAGCGGCGGAGGCUUCGGCUCACCUCUGCUGGGGAAUGAGACGGAGACCAGGUAGGACGAAAGACUGGAGCGAAUGGAGGCCAUGGAGAAGCAGAUAGCCAGCCUGACUGGACUGCUGCAGAGAGUCCUGAGCAGAGCGCCUGAGGCAGAAAGCCCGGAGAAGAUUGAGUCAGCCAGUGACUGCUCAGGAACUGACACUCUGACACCUUCCGCUCCCUUGGCCCUGAUGCCACCUCCACCCUCGGGCGCCAACCAGCCUGUGACCGUGUCCAGGCUCCAGAUGCAGCUCCACCUGCAAGGUCUGCAGCAGAACACCAACGCGCUGCGCAAACAGCUGUCACAGCUGCGCAACAUCCAGUUGGAGAACCAGGACUCGGUCCUAUCCCUGCUGCGGCAGACGGAGUCGGAGCUGAGCCUCAUGAUGCUGGACGCCAUGCGCACUCAGGAGGACCCACUCCAGAGACAGCGCCUCCUGGUGGAGGAGGAGAGACUCAAGUACCUCAACCAGGAGGAGCUGCUCAUCCAGCAGCUGCACGACUUGGAGAAAUCUGUGGAGGAGCUGCAGAGGAACUCGUCCGUCAACCACGGCCUGGUGACGGAGCAGGACGUGGAGCAGAAGAGCAAAGAGCUGAGGAUGCUGGGAGAGACGCUCACUGAGCUCAAAAACCAGUUCCCCAGCCUGCAGAGUAAGAUGCGGGUGGUGCUGAGGGUGGAGGUGGAGGCUGUUAAGUUCCUGAAAGAGGAGCCUCACCGCCUGGACGCCUUGCUGAAGCGCUGCAACACCAUGACUGAUGCGCUCAGUACGCUGCGCAGACAAGUCACUGAGGGAGUGUGGAAGGGCCCCGAGGACCUGUCCAGCCAAGCACAGAAGAGAGCGGAGGACAUGAGUCGCAGCUCUGACCUGGACAUCCUGAACAGUCCUCCUCUCAGUCUCACUGACCUGAGCACCACCGCUGGCCUGGCCAACUGGAUGCCCACGUCCGCCGGGGACACAGACGCCUCGGGCCCCGAGCAGGACAUCCAGCCGUCAAUGACCUUCAGGAAUCGUAUCCUCGAUGAGCUGCCCAGUCGGCGUCCUGCUGACAAGUCUGUGUCGGCAGAAGUCAGACUGGCGGCAGAGCGGGACUGGGAGGAGAAACGUGCCAGCUUGACCCAGUUCAGCGCCCAGGACAUCAAUCGCCUGCUGGAGGAGACCCAGGCCGAGCUGAUGAAGGCCAUCCCGGACCUCGACUUCGCUGCCAGGCACAUCAACAAGCCGGCAGUGCCCCCCAAGCCGCAGAUCACCAUCCCAAUAACUUCCACUACGGCUACUUCUCCCGCAGCUGGGACCACUGGGACCACAGCCACCACAACCACAACCCCCACACCCAGCGGGGACCAGCAGCCUGGCAAAGUGCAGCUGGCUGCCCAGAAGCUGAACAGCAUGGAGGGGGCCGGUUCACAUCGAGGGUCAGCAGUGGACCUCAGCGUGGCCAGGUACCGGACAGAAAAACCCUCUAAGUCUCCGCCCCCGCCUCCGCCACGACGAAGCUUCCCGUCGGCACACGGCCUCACCACCAACCGCACCGGAGAAGUCAUCGUCACCACCAAGAACCUGAAGAUGGAGGAUGACGGUGACCUGCCAAAAACUCUCGUGAAGCUGAGGCGCACCCCCUCUGACACCCCGCGACCCGCCUCGACCCCGCCCGUGAUCGCAGCAUCGGCCAUUCAAGACGAGGAUGAUGAGGAGAAGAUCAUUGCUGAGCUGGAGGUAUUUCAGAGAACUCCUGUAAAAGCUUGUAAUAAACGGUACAGGAUCCUACCAAAGGCCACCCCCACCCCUCCCUGCACCUUUGGGUCCUUGGGCAGAAAGAAUAGCAGUAACUCUCCGGGGCCAAUGAAGGGUCCCACCGUCGCAGCCAGGCUCAAACACCUUCAACAGGGCAGCCUGGAGAGGCCCAAAACCCGCAAGCAGAAAGAGGAUUUCCCCAAAGUCCAGGGCCAGCAGCAGGUAUUCCACUUCUAA